AUGUCUGGUUGGUUAAAAAAUAAGGAAAACGUUUCAGGACGCCCUGUCGUUUGCCAGGUGACACGGUUUAUUGGCCACUGGCUCAUCGUUGCAUCAUCUGAUUUCAUGGACUGGGGUGCAUUUCCUGAAAACAACAAGUUAAUUAUGAAAUUAGUUCGAGGAUUAGAAGGUUCAAAUACUGAGGACAGAGAUAAAAAACACGAGAACAGCAGCCAUAAGGAAGAAUCAACGCUUUCUAACGUGAGACACUUGCGAACCAUCGAGGAAGGAGUUUUCGAAGGUCUCAUAAAUCUGCGAACAAUAUAUAUCUACCAAGCACCAGCGCUUCUGACCAUCCCAGCGACCGUCUUUCGAGUGGAACUGCCGAAUCUUAAAAUUCUGCGGAUCGUCCACACCGGGCUGCAAGCUGCUCCUCUGCUGGACGAUCUCCAGACGUCCGACAUCAUGCACAUGGUGGAUUUGGACAACAACAAAAUUAAAAGGAUUGGCAGACGGUGGAUCAAGCUGAAAGCCGAACAGAUGUUGCUCAAUUACAACGCCCUGGAGGCGGUGGAAGCUGAGGCUUUCUGGGGAUCGCACAUCGCCACUCUGAGUCUCAAAGGUAACAGGGCCCUUUCCCAUCUCGACAUGGAUGCAUUCGUCGGUCUCAAUCAUCUCCGUCGCAUCGACUUGUCGGAGACGGCGGUGACGCAGCUGCCGACACGCGGACUCGAGGGCAUCGACGAGCUGCGCCUGCAGGACACCAGCAGCCUCAAGGUGUUCCCCUCCGUCUACAACUUCGAGAACAUCCGCGUAGCGCUGCUGACAUACCCUUACCAUUGCUGUGCAUUCCAGUUCCCUGGGACUCAUGACCCUGCUGCUCAUCACAGACAUGAGAUAUUCAUGCAAGAGAUGAAGCAGAGGUGUUCGGACGAGGGACUGGAAGCGGCGUCUGUGCCGUCGACGCCGUCAGACAGGGAGCGGCGCUGGGCCGGCAACUGGUCCAGCAGCGCGGGGGCGGAGGACUCGCUGGGAGGCGGCGGCGGCGGCGGCAGCAGAGGCGGAGGCGGAGGCGGUGGCGAUGGCAGCGCUCACCACGGCUUCGACGGCACCUUCCAUCAGGACAAGGUGACGGUGUCUCCGGUGCGCGCCGAGUGCGGCCGGUUGUCGCAGAACUACCGGCAGGUGGAGUGCCGGCCGCGGCCGGACGCGUUCAGCCCGUGCGAGGACCUGAUGGGCGGCUGGGCGCUGCGCGGCGCCGUCUGGCUGGUGGCGCUGGCGGCGCUCGCCGGCAACCUGGCCGUGCUGCUGGUGCUGGGCUGCGCGCGCCGCUCCGUGCCCGGCUUCCUGAUGGCGCAGCUGGCCGCCGCCGACCUCUGCAUGGGCCUCUACCUGCUGCUGCUCGCCGCGCAGGACGCGCGCUCCGUCGGCCGCUACUUCACCACCGCCGUCGCCUGGCAGACAGGAGCGGGCUGCCAGGCGGCUGGGGUGCUGACGGUGUUUGCGUCGGAGCUGUCCGUGUUCACGCUGACGGUGAUCACGUGCGAGCGCUGGUACACCAUCACGUACGCCAUCCACCUGAACCGCCGGCUCAAGCUGCGGACCGCCGCCAAGAUCAUGGCCGCCGGCUGGUGCUACGCCGUCUGCAUGGCCGUGCUGCCACUGCUCGGCGUCAGCAGCUACUCCAAGACCAGCCUGUGCCUGCCGCUGGAGUCUCGGACGGCGGUGGACAGCGCCUACCUGCUGUCGCUGCUGACGUUCAGCGUGCUGGCGUUCUGCGCGGUGAGCGCGUGCUACGCGCGCAUGUACUGCGUGGUGCGCGGCGACGGCCAGGGCGCCGUGGCGCGCUCCGACGCCACCGUCGCCAAGCGCAUGGCGCUGCUCGUCUUCACCGACUUCGCCUGCUGGGCGCCCAUCGCCUUCUUCGGGCUCACCGCGCUCGCCGGCCAGCCGCUCAUCGACGUCCCGCGCACCAAGGUGCUGCUGGUGUGCUUCUACCCGCUGAACGCGUGUGCCAACCCCGUGCUGUACGCGCUGCUGUCACGGCAGUACCGGCGCGACCUGCUGCUGCUGCUCAGCCGGCACGGCCUGUGCGCGCAGCGGGCAGCUCGGUACAAGGGCGCCGCCGCGCCCACGCUCACCUCGGACGGCCCGGGCAAGGGCCUGUACGUGCAGCACCACCGCCACAACCAGCACUACCCCAACCACCUGCGGCUCGAGCUGCGAUCGCCGCCAAACAGGCGCUCCGCCAGCGUUGAACAGCAGGCUGGAGAGAGCGCCAGCUCCUAUCUGUAG
Schistocerca nitens (vagrant locust) is the source of this 2274-nucleotide messenger RNA. RefSeq names its product lutropin-choriogonadotropic hormone receptor-like. NCBI's taxonomy places the organism in Eukaryota, Metazoa, Arthropoda, Insecta, Orthoptera, Acrididae. Gene Ontology annotation, molecular function: protein-hormone receptor activity; protein binding; G protein-coupled receptor activity. The transcript is spliced from 14 exons. Gene Ontology annotation, cellular component: membrane. The coding region runs from base 1 to 2274 and encodes 757 amino acids. Gene Ontology annotation, biological process: G protein-coupled receptor signaling pathway. The record is from RefSeq and is a predicted model, not a curated record.